UUAAUUUUUAUAAACCCUAGUCUUAUGAAGUUAAAUGCAUAAUUUGCCAGUAACUCACUUAAACUCUCAUCUUCUUUGAAUUUUUCAGGUGGAUUUUUCCUGUAUUGGGCAUAAUGGAGCAGAAGCCUCGGAUGCUGGUGCCAAGACUGAAAUUGGGUACCCAAGGGCUGGAGGUUUCUAAACCGGGUUUUGGUUGUGGGGGACUUUCUGGCAUACUAAAUGCUCCACUCUCGCAUGAAGCUGGAUGUGCGAUUUUGAAAGAAGCAUUCAAUAUGGGUAUCACCUUCUUUGACACUGCUGAUCGCUAUGGACAGGAGGGCGACAAUGAGAUAAUGAUUGGCAAGGCGUUAGAAGAGUUGCCUCGUGAACAAGUUCAACUAGCAAGUAAAUUUGGCAUUUAUAAGCUGGAUUUCACUCAAGUAGAGGUCAAAGGAACUCCUAAGUAUGUGCGGCAAUGCAUCGAAGCCAGUCUUAAGCGGCUGAAUGUGGAUUACAUUGAUCUGUAUUAUCCGCACCGGAUAGACAUAUCUGUGCCAAUAGAGGAAACGAUGUGGGAGCUAAAGAAGCUAGUGGAAGAGGGAAAGAUUAGAUACAUUGGGUUGUCCGAAGCUAGUGUGGAUACAAUCAGGAGGGCACAUGCAGUUCAUCCAAUAACUGCUGUAGAAAUGGAGUAUUCUCUAUGGACUCGUGAAAUAGAAGAGGAUGUAAUCCCACUUUGUAGGGAACUUGGUAUUGGAAUUGUAGCUUAUAGCCCUCUUGGUCAUGGAUUCUUUGCUGGGAAGGCAAUUGUGGAGAGCUUGCCUUCAAAGAGUUUUCUGGUUAAGCACCCAAGGUUUGCUGGAGAGAAUCUAGAGAAGAACAAAGUACUUUAUGCUCGUUUUGCCAAUUUAGCAGCCAAGCAUUCUUGCACUCUUCCUCAACUAGCUCUGGCAUGGCUUCUCCAUCAGGGAGAUGAUGUGGUUCCAAUACCUGGAACAACAAAGAUUAAGGACCUUAUUGACAACAUUAAUUCUCUAGCUGUCAAGCUGACACCUGGUGACUUGAAAGAAAUAGCUGAUGCAAUUCCCAUCGAUCAAGUUGCUGGAGAAAGAGAAGUUGUCCUCUUCUCAAAAUAC
This is a messenger RNA of Olea europaea var. sylvestris, 1115 nucleotides long. RefSeq names its product perakine reductase-like. The transcript is spliced from 7 exons. The annotation marks the transcript as partial. Lineage: Eukaryota; Viridiplantae; Streptophyta; Magnoliopsida; Lamiales; Oleaceae. Gene Ontology annotation, cellular component: cytoplasm. The record is from RefSeq and is a predicted model, not a curated record.